AUGUCAAGGUUGAGACAACAAAUAACUGGUUGGCCGGAAAUCAAACAGGAAGUUGAUCAACAAAUUCAAACAUACUGUAGUUAUCGCGAUGAAAUUGUCUGCAUUGAUGGAUUGAUGUUCAAAGAACACACACUGAUCAUUCCAAAGGCUCUGCGACCAGAAAUGCUUCACCGGAUACACGAGGUGCACCUUGGUAUGGGCAAAUGUAAGGCACGCGCGAGGGAAGUACUAUUUUGGCCAGGAAUGAGUACUGAUAUAGAAGAGAAGGUUGCCACAUGCAACAUUUAUGCUAGUCGCACAAACAGCAACGCAAAGGAACCGCUUAUACCCCACGACAUACCAAACCGACCAUGGGCAAUGGAUCUAUUUGAACUCAAGGGUCAACACUACCUGCUUAAUGUAGACUAUUUCUCAAAGUGGUCUAAAAUCUCAAAAUUACAAGGACUGACAAGCAGCUCAUUAACCAUGCAAAGAGCCAGUUUUCCAAAUAUGGAAUUCCAGACCAAGUCAUAA
Messenger RNA from Ylistrum balloti, 513 nucleotides. RefSeq lists its product as uncharacterized. The record is from RefSeq and is a predicted model, not a curated record. Lineage: Eukaryota; Metazoa; Mollusca; Bivalvia; Pectinida; Pectinidae. The transcript has a single exon. The coding region runs from base 1 to 513 and encodes 170 amino acids.